CCGCAUGAGAAAUUUGAAAAAUAGAAUCGCAAACAGCAAGUUUCAUAAUCUAUUCAUAAUCUACUCGGUUGUACGUUGAUGCAGUAUUUUAUUUUCAUCGUUGAUUAGAAGCUAUAAUACAGCUAAAAUGCCGAAAAAAAUUUUGCCAAGAAAUAGAGCAGCUCCACCAAAAUUAACUAAGCCUCCACAAUUGCCAAAAGCAACUGAAGUUGAUUCAACGAAUCAAGAUGAAUCAAUAAGGACUGCUAGUGGUUUAACUCCUGAAGCUGAAGAUCAGUUUGAAAUAGAAUUAUGCUGGUGUAUUCAACAGCUUGAAUUAACCGUUAACGAAAUAAGCAGUCAAGCUCAACAACAAAAAGAUGCAGCUAACAGUAAAGAGAAGCAAAUAAUGGCCAUGCACAGAAGUUUGAGAUCUUUGAAGAGUAAUAAUGCAUCAUUAAUUAAGAAGAGACAAAUUAUGAGAAAUUUAUUUGGAGAUUACAGAGCUAAGAUGGCUGAAGAUGAAAAGAAAUUAGCUAAAGAAGUGUCACAAGUUUCAGUAACUCAUAAAGAUAAAUACGACAAUAUGAAUAAAGGUGUAUUUGUGAGAAAAGUUCAUUGUCAAGCAAAGAGAAUUAAUUUAGAGACUACUGAAUCUAAUGAAGACAAAAAAUCUGUUGAGAAAAAAGCACUCAUAGUUCCAAAUAGUUCUGAUAAGCCAUUCUCAUUUAAUUUCCAGAUAGAUACUGCAGGAACAUCUUAAUUCAAUAAACUUGGGAAUUUUAUUUACUGUAUUAUAAGAACGAAUGAAAAUUACUGUAAAUAUUGUUGUCUACCAUCAGCACGCAUGGUACAAUGUGAUUAUGAGAAAAGUAUAAAGUUAAGAAUGCUGACUAAUGUAAAUAAAAUAGUUACUACUUCACAAGUUCAACACGCGCUAAAGGCUAAUUUUGUAUUGAAAGUUUUUUUCAUUUUUCACAAAUAAAAAAGUGGAAAAUAAAAAA
This is a messenger RNA of Trichogramma pretiosum, 983 nucleotides long. RefSeq names its product UPF0488 protein CG14286. Bases 128 to 742 code for a protein of 204 amino acids. The transcript has 2 exons. Lineage: Eukaryota; Metazoa; Arthropoda; Insecta; Hymenoptera; Trichogrammatidae. The record is from RefSeq and is a predicted model, not a curated record.